AUGACUCUCCAUUCGUUUGCUGAAGGCUCGUGCCCUAAUCCACAAGGUGCCGUUCCGAAUCCAGCCAUCUCAGACUCCUGCCAGACCAUUCCGAGAAAAGGUCACAACACUGACUCGGAUGUUCCUGACUCCAUGAAUUCAUUACUGAAUUCUUCCAAGUGGACACCAACCACUCGAGCUCCGGUCAAUUUUCAGCGGCAUCCUGCGGGAGAGUCUCAGUGUAACUCCGCUCCUGAUCUCACCAGACAAGUCGUUCGUUGCGAGAUAUACCCCAUGUUAUUGGGUAUGCACAGUGACGUUUGGCGAUCAAUGUGGUAUCAUGACAAGCAUGAGCAUGAUGUCGCGGUCAAGUCGCUGAUGAUGAUUCCAUUUUCCAAUGAGGACAAAAAAUGCAGGAAUUGUCAAAAACUGAUGGGCAAAAUAUCAUCUUUCGCGCAGUUACUUCACAAAAAUGUUCUGCCACUAUAUGGAAUUGCACACGGUUUUGGGCACUUUCUCUCGCUGGUGACACCCUGGGUGAACAACAGGUCGUUGAAUGAGUACAUCGCUAAUCAUCAAUUGUCAUUGGCGAGCAAGUUUGAUCUCGCCAAACAGGUAGUAGCUGGCCUUAGCUAUCUACACGCUCAUUCUAUCGUGCAUGGAGAUAUAUCUGGACUCAAUAUUCUGGUGGACCAUGAGGGUAGAGCACAAUUAUGUGACUUCGGAGUCAUGUCGUUGCUCACAGAAAUCCCAUCUUUGGCACAGUCAUCUGGAGGUAUCCGCUCUGCAGUGCGAUGGACCGAUCCUCGGUUAUUCGAUGCGCAAGAUGGCGAAAUAAAUUCAUGCAUACCAACAGAGCAGACUGACAUCUAUUCAAUAGGCAGUGUUCUCCUGCAGUUGCUCACGGGAUCAAUACCUUACUAUGAUAUCAAGGAUAACAUUUGUGUCCUUGUAUUAUCUUCGAGAGGCGUAAAGCCCAAAUGUCCUCCAGAAACAAACAUCACUAGUGUGCACUGGAGUUUUAUUCAAUGA
Messenger RNA from Suillus fuscotomentosus, 1011 nucleotides. RefSeq names its product kinase-like domain-containing protein. Lineage: Eukaryota; Fungi; Basidiomycota; Agaricomycetes; Boletales; Suillaceae. The transcript has 8 exons. Gene Ontology annotation, biological process: protein phosphorylation. The record is from RefSeq and is a predicted model, not a curated record. Gene Ontology annotation, molecular function: protein kinase activity; ATP binding. The coding region runs from base 1 to 1011 and encodes 336 amino acids.